Molecule: messenger RNA, 745 nt
Organism: Darwinula stevensoni
Lineage: Eukaryota; Metazoa; Arthropoda; Ostracoda; Podocopida; Darwinulidae
Source: the annotation of a GenBank genome assembly
GUCGUGGCAGUUGAUCAGUGCAUGCAUGAUAGAGCACAUCGCACACGUUCCUCCUUUGUUUUACCGACCUGAAGCUUGCACCAUGCCUCGGCCGAGCCGGAACAGUUACGGUGACCAGAAGCCGCCUUAUUCCUACAUCUCUUUGACCUUCAUGGCCAUCCAGUCCUCUCCGGAGAAGAUGCUCCCUCUGUCCGACAUCUACAAGUUCAUCAUGGACAACUUCCCCUACUAUCGCAAGGACACGCAAAAGUGGCAAAACUCGCUGAGACACAACCUGAGUUUCAACGACUGCUUCAUCAAGAUCCCGCGGAGACCGGACCGACCGGGGAAAGGAGCAUACUGGGCGUUGCAUCCCUCCUGUGCGGAUAUGUUCGACAAUGGAUCCUUCCUCCGCCGCCGCAAGCGCUUCAAGCUUCGCAAGGAAGAGAAGGAAGCCCUCCAGUCCAGUCUCAACCGGGUCUCCCACCCUCCACCCAUUUCCCCUUCCUCUGGUAAACCUGAGCCUCCGGAAGCCACAAAUAAUAAGCCCAAGAGGAGCUUCGACAUCGAGACCCUCUUGGCUCCAGAUAAGCCUCCAGAGCCAGUCGUGGAGCCGUAUCCGAUUCAGUACACGUGGUCUCCUCUUCAAGCAUGGAUGCCUCCGGAAGUCGUGAGACCCCGCCCCAUCUAUCUUCCCUGGAAUCCCACCUUGUGCAGCAAUCGAUUCUCUUGUUUUCAGCAUUGUAGUAAACCUUAUAUGGUUCGU